AUGUCUGAUGAGGGAGUAGAGGGGGAAAAAAGAGAAGAAUGGAUGGAUAGAAGGGAAGAAAUCGUUCGUUUAGCUUUGAAAGAUGGUGAUUUGGAAACUUUAAGAAAGGUCUCUAGUUUACCUGGUGGGUAUGGUAGUGAGGAGAUGAGGAGGCGGCAAGAGAAGCCUCCAUUGCAGAAUGACGAUGAAACGAAGAUUAUCACACAUAAUGGAGUGGAACAGAAGUCCCUGAUCAACGAAAAUGAGAAAUUCAUGGGUGGGAAUGAACUUGAAGAGGAACCUUCAAAUGGACAAAUAGAAAAAUCGCAAGAACAUCAUAGGGACGAAUAUCAAGUUUCACUAGAUACUAAACGUUCUUUCGUUACUUAUCCCGUUGGGAUCCCAUUGGAAGAUAAAGAAAAUAUGCAAGAAGAUUUACAUGAUUUGAUAGUUGGUAUAUUGAGGAAAUAUCCUGAGUUGAGUUAUUUUCAAGGUUUCCACGACAUAAUGUCGGUUUUAUACCUCACUUUCAUUUCCCCUUCUUCCCGUAGUCGACCAAAGUCAAAGAUCGAAAAGAUUCCUCGUAAUUCUCCAACCUCUUCGCUGGAUUCUUCUCCCUUAUCACCGAAUAUGAACCACGUCAGAACAGAUGAUGUGAGACAUGAACUUGAAGAUAAACCCCCGCCGUAUUCAAUUGGAAAGGAAGGACGUGAUACUCCAGAAUGGGAUAUGUUGAGGAAAUGCGCCGAAGUGAUUAGCGUUUGUAGAGUUAGGGAUGCUAUGGGAAAAGGUUUAGAACCUAUGAUGGGGAUGUUGCGGAUCCUCAAACGUAUCCUCUACCGAGCAGAUCCUCGAUUAGCUAAAUUCUCCUCGACUAUAUCUCCCGUUCCGACACUACCAUUCUUCGCUCUCUCUUGGAUCUUGUGUCUGUUCUCACACGACGUAGAUACUUUGGAACCGAUACAGAGAAUGUUCGAUUUUGUCCUGGCUAGAAAUCCAAUUUCCGCCAUUUAUCUCGCCGUAGCUAUCCUCGUCGCUAAAAAACCGCAACUUCUCCGUUUAGUCAAAUCUCUUGGUCCAGAAGCUCAAUCCGAUCCUUCACUCCUUCAUCCACUCUUCGCUCGUCUUCCACCAUUAUACCCCGAUACACCUUCUCAUCCCACACCUUCUCCUACCCUUCACCCUCUCCCCACCUCAUCCUCAACGUUGAUGUCUGAUCCAGACGCUGUGAACCCUUAUGAACCUAUCCCAUUAUCGGAAUUAUUCGCACUGGCGGAUAAACUCAUGUUGCAGUAUCCGUGGGAUGGAGAGGAUAUACGAGGAAGGGAGAUUAUGGGUGUUGGAAGUAUUGUUUCUACUUAUGAUUCUUCCAUCUCCCCCCAACCUCCUCGCCUUUCGCCUGAAUUGGUAAAUUUCAACGUUGUCAAUGCCCUACCUUCGGAAGAAGACGACGAACCUCCUUUACCAGUGAAGAGGAGGAAGCCCAAGUGGCGUAUACAUUAUCCCAGGGAUAAAAAAGGUACAGUGUUGGCUAUAGGAGUGAUGUUGUUAGGUAUAGGUGUGGCGUAUUACGGAUUCAAGGCUGGUCCAUCGACAGGAUGGGGAAGAUGGUGGAGGGUUGUCUUGAGAGGAUGUUCCCUCCCUCGAGUGGUUUCAUCAUCUACACUACCUGAAUUGUGA
Tremella mesenterica DSM 1558 is the source of this 1659-nucleotide messenger RNA. RefSeq lists its product as uncharacterized. Gene Ontology annotation, biological process: endoplasmic reticulum to Golgi vesicle-mediated transport; positive regulation of GTPase activity. The record is from RefSeq and is a predicted model, not a curated record. Lineage: Eukaryota; Fungi; Basidiomycota; Tremellomycetes; Tremellales; Tremellaceae. Bases 1 to 1659 code for a protein of 552 amino acids. Gene Ontology annotation, cellular component: endoplasmic reticulum membrane. Gene Ontology annotation, molecular function: GTPase activator activity. The transcript is spliced from 7 exons.